AUGAAAAUUGCUGAUCCAGAUGAUUCAUUGUCGAACUUACCAAUUGAGAUUUUAAUCGGUGCAGAUUACUACUGGAUUGUUAUGAAUUCUGAAGCUCCAGUCAGGUUGUCGGAUUCUCUGGCCUUGGUCCCAUCAAGUUUUGGUUGGGUACUUAGUGGAACUCGAUCACACGCAACAGUUUCCUUCAUUUCAACGGUUCAUAAUGUUGAUGUGGAUACUUCAACUCAGGAAUUAGACAAUGUGGUACGAAAUUUCUGGAACUUAGAGAGCAUUGGCAUACAACCAACACAAGAAAAAAUAAGUCCUCACAACUCUGAACUCUUAACGAACUUUCAUCAAUCUUUUGAAAUCAUCGAUGGUAGAAGAGUUGUAAAAUUGCCUUGGAAACCAGAAGUUCAACUUUCGUCGAACAAUUAUGAAGUCGCAAUUCAACGAUUUAAAUCUUUAACAAGGAAAAUGCAUGCAAAUUCAGAAUUCAAAGAAAAAUAUAUUGAGCACAUGCAAGAUUACAUUGAUAAAAAACACGUUGAAGUUGUCUCAGAAACACAUAAUGAGGAAGGUUUAUAUUACUUGCCCCAUCACGCUGUAAAGAAAAUCACAAAUGGAGAAACUAAGUGGCGUAUAGUUUUUGAUGCAUCUUCACAUUCUCCAGGUCACCCAUCUUUGAACGACGCUCUUGAAGUAGGACCAAAUCUUCUUCCCGAUAUCUUAGCCACAUUGUUGAGAUUUCGACUUUCUAAAAUAGCAAUCACUAGUGAUGGGCGACAAGCAUUUCUGCAGCUGAUUCUAGCAGAAGAAGACAGAGAUGCAACACGAUUUAUUUGGUACAAUACUACAUAUACUCCUGAUGGGAAACUCUGCACUGAAGAUAAAAUUGUAACCUAUCGAUUCACACGUCUUCCAUUUGGACUCGUCUCUAGUCCAUUUUUAUUAGCAGCUUCUCUUCGUGAAUUGGCUACAAAACACAAACAAGCAUAUCCUACAGCAACUAGACACAUUGAGAAUAACACCUAUAUGGAUGAUUUUAAAUGCCAAAGCAAUUCCGAUUGUGUUGGUCUGGCGCUUGAACCGGUUGAGGAAGGUGAUUAUUCAAGAGAUUGUUAUACUCUGAAAUAUAUCAAUGAAGAGGAUUGUUCUGAUGGUGGCUGUGCUUACGAGGGUUAUCAGGUUUACCACUAUCAGUAA
Parasteatoda tepidariorum (common house spider) is the source of this 1185-nucleotide messenger RNA. Lineage: Eukaryota; Metazoa; Arthropoda; Arachnida; Araneae; Theridiidae. The record is from RefSeq and is a predicted model, not a curated record.